Messenger RNA from Cajanus cajan (pigeon pea), 2466 nucleotides. The record is from RefSeq and is a predicted model, not a curated record. NCBI's taxonomy places the organism in Eukaryota, Viridiplantae, Streptophyta, Magnoliopsida, Fabales, Fabaceae.
CCUCUUUAACAUUAACAUGUGUACUGUGUAGUAGUCCAGUGUGACUCUGUGAGCAGCGCAUCAUCCCGCAGAUUCGCCGCCACCCAGCAACGCCUACUUCAGUGGCGGACACGAACCUCAACCAUGGCCUUCAUCAAAUCAACCGCACGCUUGCGUCACUCCCUCUCACCCAUCCUCCCUCGCACCUUCAAACCAUACUCUUCUUCACCCCUAGAACUUUCCGAACCUCAACUUCACCACCACACUUCCCAAACCCCUAACCUAUCCCCCGAAGAAACCGCCAUAGCCGACAAAUUCCACGCCGCAAUCAAAGACCACCACCGCCGAAACCCUAACGCCCCUCCUCCCACUCCCACCCUCACCAUCCCCGAACUCUCCCUCCAUUUCUCCGCAAUCUCCGCCGCCCACCCAAUUUCUCCAGCCGUCGCCCGCCUCGUCAUCGAGAAAUGCGCCGCCCCCCGCCACGGCAUCCCCUUCCUCCAGUCCCUGGCGUUCUUCAACUGGGCCACCGCGCUCCACGCCUUCCCCCCCUCGCCGGAUCCCUACAACGAGAUGCUCGACCUCGCCGGCAAGCUCCGACAGUUCGACCUCGCGUGGCACGUAAUCGACCUCAUGAAGGCUCGCGGCGUCCAAAUCACCGUCCACACCUUCUCCGCCCUCGUCCGCCGCUACGUCAGAGCCGGAUUGGCUGCGGAGGCGGGGCACGCGUUUAACCGUAUGGACGACUACGGCUGCACCCCUGAUAAGGUCGCGUUUUCAAUUCUCAUUAGUAGCUUGUGUAGGAAGAGAAGGGCGAACGAGGCACAAUCGUUUUUUGAUUCACUUAAGCAUAGGUUUGAGCCUGAUGUUGUAGUCUACACUAGCUUAGUUCAUGGAUGGUGCCGCGCUGGUAACAUUUCUAAGGCUGAAGAGGUUUUUAGUGACAUGAAGAUGGCUGGAAUCCAACCUAAUGUUUAUACUUAUAGCAUUGUCAUUGAUUCCUUGUGCCGGUGCGGGCAAAUUACUCGCGCUCAUGAUGUUUUCUCCGAGAUGAUUGAUGCAGGGUGUGCUCCUAAUGCUGUUACUUUCAAUAGUUUGAUGCGGGUUCAUGUGAAGGCUGGUAGGACUGAGAAGGUCUUGCAAGUUUACAAUCAAAUGAAGAGGCUUGGUUGUGCUGCUGAUACAAUUAGUUACAAUUUCAUAAUUGAGAGUCAUUGUAGGGAUGAGAAUCUUGAAGAGGCUGUGAAGGUUCUUAAUUUGAUGGUGAAGAAAGGGGUUGCACCUAAUGCAUCCACUUUCAAUUUUGUUUUUGGAUGCAUUGCUAAGUUGCAUGAUGUGAAUGGUGCGCAUAGGAUGUAUGCUAGAAUGAAGGAACUGAAGUGCCAGCCCAAUACUUUGACUUAUAAUAUAUUGAUGAGGAUGUUUGCGGAGUCGAAAUCUACUGAUAUGGUUCUGAAAAUGAAGAAGGAGAUGGAUGAGAAUCAGGUUGAACCUAAUGUGAAUACUUACCGAAUUUUGAUUUCGUUGUUUUGUGAAAUGAAGCACUGGAACAAUGCGUACAAGUUAACGAAGGAGAUGGUUGAAGAAAAAUGCCUAAGACCGAAUUUAUCAGUUUAUGAAAUGGUUCUGGAGCAGUUGAGAAAGGCUGGCCAGCUGAAAAAGCAUGAAGAGUUGGUGGAUAAGAUGGUUGCCAGGGGAUUUGUGACUCGCCCUUUGUAGAAGUUGCUUGAUCCUUCGCAUCUUUGAGGUGAAUAAGAGAACUUCCAAGUUUGACUAUAAAAUGGUGGUAUUGUUUGUUAAUCGCUACAAGUGGGGUUUUUUUAUUAACCCCCGAAGUGUACCUUAUUCUUUUUAAUCUAGACGCUCUAGCCUCUACUUGUUAUUUAUACCCCAGUGUACAAUGGUGGUUUAGAUGAUUAAGAUCUUGGAUGAAAUUUUUUUCAAUUUGAUUAACUUGGCGGCCAUGAUUUAUUAUUUGGAUGCUGCCCGAAAUUUUAGGUGUUCAUGAAGCAAAUGGCACAAAUGUUGUUUGAAGCAUUUCAUUGUGCUUGUAAUUGAGGAAUGUUGUUCUUGUCGCUGGGAAGGGUACUCAAUUGAGUACUUGUUCUCGAAUUGCAAGUUUGUCACAUUUGCAAGGUGUGAAAACAAUAGGGGGCAUUUGUAAAUCUUAACCGAGUCCUGGAGGUUUCAAAUUUCUUUCAUUACUCAUUAUUUAUUUCUAAUUACUGUUGCUAUUUAUUUUUAAUGAACUCUUAAAUUUUGCUUUAGAAGCCGUGGACUGAUUCGAUUGAAUGAAACACUAUGCACGUUACUAGUAUGUCCCUGUUGUUGGUGGAGUUGCUAACGAGUUGUGCCAUGUUCAAAAGGGAUUGGGAUGCUCUAACAAGUGGGAGGAGGUAAUGCUUCUAUCAGUUGCUAAACCAGCCACACAAUCCUUGCCCAAAUAUGGUUCUCCCCGUCAUGUUUUUACCAGAUUGAUAAACUCUU